Molecule: messenger RNA, 2499 nt
Organism: Gastrolobium bilobum
Lineage: Eukaryota; Viridiplantae; Streptophyta; Magnoliopsida; Fabales; Fabaceae
Product: nucleoside hydrolase 3-like
Exons: 10
Coding region: 230-2284 (684 amino acids)
Molecular function (GO): hydrolase activity, hydrolyzing N-glycosyl compounds
Source: RefSeq, a predicted model, not a curated record
GACAACAGCAGGAGGUUGCAGAUACAGGCAGGCCAUUCCUUUAGGUCUUGGAGGGCGCUUGGAUACUGAUGCUAACUAUGGCAUCCGGAAAGCUUUCCUUCCACAGGGCAGAAGGAGAUAUACUCCCCUAAGACAACCAACAGCUCAGCAAGUGCUGAUUGACAAAAUAUCUGCAGGUCCCGUAACUGUGAUUGCAAUUGGAGCACAAACAAACUUAGCUAUUUUCCUCAUGAAUAACCCACACCUAAAGAAAAAUGUGGAACAUAUUUACAUCAUGGGUGGUGGUGUAAGGUCAAGAAACCCAACUGGUUGUUGCCCCAAAAAUACUUCUUCUUCCUGCGUACCUAGGCAGUGUGAUGACCAUGGCAAUUUGUUCACAGACUAUAAUACUAACCCUUAUGCAGAGUUCAACAUAUUUGAAGACCCUUUUGCAGCAUAUCAGGUGAUUCAUUCUGGUAUUCCUAUUACCCUUGUUCCUCUUGAUGCAACGAACACAAUCCCCAUCAGUGAAGAAUUCUUUAAUGAAUUUGAAAAGAGCCAAGACACAUAUGAGGCACAGUACUGUUUCAUGUCCUUGAAAAUGGCUCGUGACACUUGGUUCGACGACCAAUUCUAUAAUAGUUAUUUUAUGUGGGACUCUUUCACAUCUGGUGUAGCAGUCUCAAUCAUGAGUAACUCCAUUAAAAAUAAGGGAGAAAAUGAAUUUGCUGAAAUGGAGUACAUAAACAUAACUGUAAUUACUUCAAACAAACCCUAUGGGAUAUCUGAUGGCUCCAAUCCAUUCUUUGAUGGCCUCAAAGUUCCUAAAUUCAAUCUAAAGAAAGGUGGGGUGCAUAGUGGUCAUGUUCAGCAAGGACUUAGAGAUCCAUUUUGCUUUGUGAAGAAUGGGAAAGGGAGAUGUCAGGAUGGUUAUACGGCAGAGUUGAAUGGUUCAGACUCAGUGAAGGUACUUGUUGCCACAAAAGCAAAGGCCAACUGGGAUGUUAGGAGUCCACUUGACAGAGAAUAUUUCGUAAGCUUCUUGAAUGUUCUAAAGCAACCACAACAUGCUGGGAGGUUCAACUUCACUACACAAUUUCCUUACUACAAAGAAGUAACUUACUUGCCAGAUUUUAAAAAGAAAACACUGGGGAAACCUGUUGUGUUUGACAUGGACAUGAGUGCAGGAGAUUUUCUUGCUCUAUUUUACCUCCUUAAGGUUCCUGUUGAAGUGAUCAACCUUAAGGCAAUCAUUGUGAGCCCAACUGGAUGGGCAAAUGCUGCAACAAUAGAUGUCAUAUAUGACUUACUACACAUGAUGGGUCGUGACGAUAUCCCAGUUGGUCUAGGUGAUGUUUUUGCAAUGAAUCAGUCAGAUCCAAUAAUUCCACCUGUUAGAGACUGCAAGUAUGUUAAAGCCAUUCCCCACGGAAAUGGUGGUUUUCUGGACUCUGACACUCUUUAUGGAUUUGCUCGUGAUCUGCCUCGUAGCCCCAGAAGGUAUACAGCAGAAAACUCAGUGAAGUUUGGGGCUCCUCGGGAUACCGAUCACCCUGAACUCAGACAACCACUAGCUAUGGAAAUUUGGGAGUCAAUAUUACAAACAAUGAAACCAGGGUCUAAGAUUACAGUAUUAACUAAUGGACCCUUGACUAAUUUGGCAAAGGUUAUGUCAGUGAAAAAAAUAAGCUCUAGAAUUCGGGAGGUUUAUGUAGUGGGGGGACACCUCAGCCAGAAUGCCAGUGACAUAGGAAAUGUCUUUUCUGUUCCUUCCAACCAUUAUGCAGAAUUCAAUAUGUUCCUGGAUCCUUUAGCAGCCAAGACAGUGUUUCAAUCAGAAGUUAACAUCACACUCAUUCCACUCAGUAUUCAGCACAGAACAAGUUCGUUUUCAAGUAUUUUAUACUGGUUGGGAAGGAUAGAAAAAACACCCGAAGCUGUGUUUUCCAAGCGUCUGCUAUCAAGGCUAUACCGUUUGAAGCAAAUCCACCACAGAUAUCAACAUAUGGACACGUUCUUGGGAGAAAUUCUAGGUGCAGUUGUCUUGGGUGAUAGCCCUUCAAGUCUUGAUGCAAAAUUUGAGGUCAAGCCCAUUAAAGUCUUGGCCGAAGGGGUUGAAUCCACUGACGGAAAAAUUUUGGUGGAUGAAAAACAUGGGAAAUUAGUCAGAAUUUUAAGCCAUGUAGAUGGCAAGGCUUAUCAUGAGAUGUAUGCAAAAAGGCUAGGUGAACGGAACCAAUCAGCUAAGGUAGGAAGCUUUAAAGAACAAAAGAGGAAAUGGAGUCAUCCACAUGAUAGAAGCUAGAGGGCACAUGUUCAUGAUUCUCUUCCAAAAGCAGCGCAUCUCUUCUUAUUUUAGACACUAAAGUUUCUAUUGAGUGGUUGAUAUUCUUCAAGUUUUAAGAUAGAGUUUCAAGUUUAAUAUAGGAAAAGACACUGUGCCUUUUCUCUCUCCUUACGAACUUAGGAUAGAAUAAAUACUUAAAAACAAAAUGGAAAUAACAGAUUGACCUCAAUUUG